This is a messenger RNA of Crotalus tigris (Tiger rattlesnake), 969 nucleotides long. Its product is annotated as transient receptor potential cation channel subfamily V member 3-like. The transcript has 3 exons. The record is from RefSeq and is a predicted model, not a curated record. The annotation marks the transcript as partial. Lineage: Eukaryota; Metazoa; Chordata; Lepidosauria; Squamata; Viperidae.
AGAGCCAGGACGAUUGUGGAGAUUGAAAAACUUCUCCCCAAGUUUCUGAGGAGAAAAUUUGAACUUGGGGAAUGGUGCAAAGUGGCUGACAACGACACGCGGUUGUGUUUAAGAAUCAAUGAAGUCAAAUGGACGGAGUGGAAAACCCACGUGGCCUUUAUCAAUGAGGAUCCAGGAACAACAGAGUGCGGCAGAAUGCAAGACACCUCAAGGAGUAACAGCAAAACCACUCUGAACGCCUACGAAGAAAUUUACGACUUGCCAGAAACGACAGUUUAAACCGUGCAUCGCCGUGGGGCCAUUUUAGACCGCGACGGCUUCAGAGAAGUCACACGAAGGCAGGAGGCACCCCAAUCUCGUCCGUUCCCGAGCUCGGCCAGACUAGCACGGGUAACACCCCUCCAUUGCAAGAGGGUUGACUAAGAGUUGUAAGCAGGGGGGACUAAGGGUCCCAGCCUAGAUUUUUCUCAACUUCGUGGGAAGUCAAAGACUUCUUUUGUUGGUGACCUGAAGGAAAUACAUUUCAGAUUUCAAGAGAAACCACAAUACAAAAUCUGCAGCACUGACCACGUGGAGCGUGAUUUUUCCUGGUGGAUUGGGACCUGCUCUACUGUUUGCUCUGGCAGGCUAGAGACUAAGCGAAGGGGGUCAGGAUGAAUCCCCCCUCUCUGUCUCCUGGGUCAAUGGGAGCGUGGUCUGCCUGAAGGUGACCUCAAGCCAAUUUGGGCUAAUCUUGGAAACGAACCAAGAUUGAUCCUGGUUUGUCCUCAGAUGCGAAAGAAGAAGCCCUUUAGGAGAAACAUCUGGAGGGUGGAGAGGGCAGAGGUUCGCUGCACCAUUAUUGCUAAGGACACUUCCUGGAUAAGUGUGUUCCAGGAAUUUGCAUUUAACUUGAAAGAAACAUCACGGUUUAAAUGGUAGAUUUGAGGAGGUGGUAUCUAGUUGGGGGCAUUUUUGUACACGUGUGUG